Molecule: messenger RNA, 864 nt
Organism: Penicillium brevicompactum
Lineage: Eukaryota; Fungi; Ascomycota; Eurotiomycetes; Eurotiales; Aspergillaceae
Exons: 1
Coding region: 1-864 (287 amino acids)
Source: RefSeq, a predicted model, not a curated record
AUGUCUGCCCUGCGCAACAGCCGGACUGCCUCCGUGCAGGUCCGUGGAUUUGCUACCUCCUCCAGCCUACGAGUCGGACCCGAAUCCCCUCACUUCAUCGAUGUCCCAAAGAUCGUUCAGCCAUCAAACCCAAACCGACCCCAUGUCCGGGGUACACUACCCGUGCCUCGCGAGCUCUUCCCGGCCCGUCGGACAGACAAACCCAAGAAAGCGUACCUCGAUGCCGCCACACCUCUCCCCAAGUCCCCGCGGAAAGUGAGCGCCCGGAGCGGCGACCCUGAGAAGCUGGAAUGGAAGCACAAAAUGGCCGAUCUCCGCCGACAAAACCUGCGCGAGGGUCUUCAGAACCUGUACGCGCGCAAGCGUUCCGCAGAGGGAAAGAUGUUCAGCCGCAGUCGUGAGAGCCAGGAGCGACGCGAACGAAUCUUCCAACAACCUGAGCGUGAAGACGAGCGUCUGACCCGCCCCUCGACCAUCGCGGCCAUGUUGCCUCACAAGCAGCCGGUCUUGCCCGAUCCCAACCGCGAGGCACGCAUUGCUCUUUCCCAGGCUCGCCUCGAAGCAAAGAAGUACCAGAAGGAGGAAGCCCGCAGAGCAGACCUCCAAGAAUUGUACAUGAAUGCUCGCACUUUCAUCACAACCGAGGAGCAACUCGCUGCUGAGAUCGAUCGCGCCUUCCCCGAGGGUGAGAACAAGGCUUGGUUGAACGACAACACACCAGGUGACAGCAUCUGGAACAAGGGCAGUCCCUCUACUAUCAACAGCCUUGUCAACCAGACCCAAAGGAAUGAGACUGCUCGCUGGGAGCUCAUCCAGACACGUGUCAAGCAGCUUGGAGAGCAGAUCACCGGUGGUAAGCUCUAA